GCAGUGGAGGAAGAUGAGACACGAACCCCGAAGCCAAGGAAGGGAGAGAGAGAGGAAGAGAAGGGUAAUUGGAUCGGCGAGGAAGAGGAGAGCGACGUAACCAGUCGCUGACACCAAAGACGAAGCGCCAGAGAGAGGAAGAGACGAGGUGGUGGAGGAAGAGGUCCAGUCUCCAUCGAUUCGUCUCCUUGUGCCGCGAAGCGCGCACUAAAACGCAAAUCUUUCCACCGCGCCCCUCUCUCUCUGUCUCUCUUCUCAGGGCCCAUGACUGUAUCUGCAGUACAGGUCCCGCCAUUGCCAUUGCCAGGCAUGGCCAUUUCCACCCACAGUGUGCCACCACCCCCCUUGGCAACCGCGCCUUCUGUUUUCUCUUUUCCCCUGCCUUCUCAUCUCUCUCCAAUGAUGCCACUUGCUCUCACAGUGAAAGUUCCCGUUCGUAUCGGGGCACACAGUGCCGGACCCCAACUGUUACUGCUUUCUACAGUUUCUACAAUUACUACGACGACGACGACGACGACGAAGAGGAGUUAAGGUGUCUCUUUAUUCACUGUUACUACGAUUACUGCUACGGCGACGACGACCAUGAGUAAAGUUAGUAUCUCUUAUCCCCCCGUGUAGAUAGAUUUGAGUGAGUCCAAUAUCUUUGGCAGAUCUGUAGCUCAGUAGCUCGUAUCGGGAGGGGUUUUACAUGCUUGAGGUAAGCGAGGAGGCGGGUAGCUUUUGCCAUUAACUGGCAGCAGAGCUGCCGGUCCAGUCUUGUCUCGGAACGUAAUGGAUCCAUGAGGGAAGGCUGGUCGCUCAUGAGUUGGCAACGCAAGAAACAAAAAAGGGAAGGCUUCCCGUCGUACGACGCGAUGGUUCUUGGCAUGACAAAAAAUGCAAGCGCAGCACAGAAGAUCGCGCCACUCUCCGCCGGGGGGGCGGGGCGGGGCGGGCAGAUUACCUCUGAUGAAGGCACUGUUCCCAUCCGCUGGAUACGUCUCAUGUCCCAAAGCAUGGAUUCAUCGUUUAUGCUGCUCCGCACUAGCCUACCCUCUGCCACUGUUCCACCUCUAAGCCACCUCUCUCUCUCUCUGUCUCUCUCUCUCUCUGGGGACAGGAAACCUUUAUCUUUUCUUUUCUUUUUAUCCUUCUUCUUAACAGUAAAGUAAAAGACAUCUUCCGUGGGAUCAAUGGAUGGGUUUCCGCCGUGUGCAAAUAUGAUCAUGGCAUCACGUUCCUUGCUCAAACAUUGACACGGCGCCCACCGCACUCCACUGUCCCUGUUGUGAGUAGUCUUUUACCCCGACGACCUUCCUCCCCUCACCCUUUCUCUUCCCAUCUCUCUCUUUCUUUACCACCUUUCGUCUUGUUGCCGUUCGCGUGCGUUUCCUUUACGUUGCUGUCCCGUCGCCCUGUCUCGACUUCCUCUUCCCUUAUAUUUGAAGCCCGCUUUGUUCGCCCUUGGCCAAAUAUUCCCUUUCCAUUUCGCUGCUGCUGCAUGGUUAUGCGAUGCCAUGCUAUGCUCUGCCCUUUGGAUCGAAGCUGCUAGCCAUCAGCAUCAUUGGAAGACCGUCGUAAGUCAUCACUGGCGUCGAGUCUUCGAAGAUACCGAGCUUCUAUGAAGUGUUUUGUUGGUAAUGUCGAAUCUGGCUGGAUUUGUGAUCUCUCGUUAUUCAUUGAUUUGGUCAAACGAUCAUUAGGUUUUUGUACCUUCGCUUCUCUACUCUAAUCAUAUGGCGUAUAAUUGUUAAUGGAUUAUUUAACGACUAAAAUCACAUAGAUUCUGCAAGUACUAUGCGUUGGGAUUCUUCCGAACCAGCGGGCAAUCUUUUGUGCUUCGAGAUCUUUCAAUGAAAUGGUUUGUGGCAUUAAGUUUCACUAGAUUUCUAUUUGGUGGCACUGCAGCGUCAGGGUGCUCGAUAUCUUGACUCUAUCGAGACACCCCGAGAUUCGUAUGACUUGUCGAUGUAUCUGAUGUCGUCUUCUUCCAUGGAUUGCCAUUGUUCAUGGUUUUAUGUUUGGCAGAAAGCUAUGAGGCGCCAGAGGAGAUGGGAGUCGGCCACUGCAAAUGAAGGAUAGGCAGCGGUGGAGAUCUGAAGAGGAUGCUAUAUUGCGUGCGUACGUGAAGCAGUAUGGUCCCAGGGAGUGGCACCUCGUGUCCCAGCGCAUGAAUGUUACCCUCGACCGGGACGCCAAAUCCUGCUUGGAGAGGUGGAAGAAUUAUCUCAAGCCCGGCAUCAAGAAGGGAUCGCUCACCGAGGAGGAGCAGCGCCUGGUGAUAAGGCUGCAGGCCAAGCACGGCAACAAGUGGAAGAAGAUCGCGGCCGAGAUCCCCGGACGCACAGCCAAGCGGCUGGGCAAGUGGUGGGAGGUGUUCAGGGAGAAGCAGCAGCGGGAGCAAAGAGAGAGCAACAAGUCCGGGGCCGCCACCGCCGAGCCGGGCAAGUACGACCGCAUUCUCGAGAGCUUCGCCGAGAAGCUGGUUAAGGAGCAGCGGGCCGUCCCACUGCUCAUGGCCACGCCAUUCCUUCCACCGUGGCUGUCGAACAAUGCCGGCUCCCGCAGGCCGCCGUCGCCAUCGGUCACACUUACACUCUCACCUUCCACCGUCCCUCCUGCUCCUAAGCCCUGGCCGCAGCCUGAGCGAGGAGGAAACGGUGGUUUGGGGCUGACAACGUCUCAGCGCAGCGUGGUGCCGGGGUUCGCCAGUUCGGUCGACGGCAACAUGAUGUCGGAGCUGGUCGACUGUUGCAGAGAGUUAGAGGAAGGGCAUCGAGCGUGGAUGGAGCACAAGAAGGAAGCGGCAUGGAGGCUGAAGAGGUUGGAGCUGCAGCUGGAGUCGGAGAAGGCUUGCAAGAGGAGGGAGAAGAUGGAGGAGAUCGAGGCCAAAGUGCGAGCACUCAGGGAGGAGCAGCAGGUGGUGCUGGAGAGGGUCGAAGCAGAGUACAAGGAGCAGAUCGCGGGGUUGAGGAAGGAUGCGGAAGCGAAGGAACAGAAACUAGCGGAUCAGUGGGCUGCGAAGCAUAUGCGGCUGAGCAAGUUCCUUGAGCAGGUGGGCUGUCGCCAGUGGCCACCGGCCGACAUGAAUGGGCGGUGAGGAUGAACCUCCCUACCUACCGUGGAACCUGAAGCUUAAGCCAAUAACUCAUCUGUUCGUCUUUAUUGCCUUCAUCCUCUCUUCCGAAGAAGAAAUCCCAGUUUAUCUAUUUGUACUGCCUCGAUCUAACUGUUCCCAGUAAUUGAAUAUGCUGCAAUCGUCUACGAUGAUUCGUUCA
Molecule: messenger RNA, 3257 nt
Organism: Musa acuminata AAA Group (dessert banana)
Lineage: Eukaryota; Viridiplantae; Streptophyta; Magnoliopsida; Zingiberales; Musaceae
Product: transcription factor AS1-like
Exons: 2
Coding region: 2051-3079 (342 amino acids)
Source: RefSeq, a predicted model, not a curated record